Molecule: messenger RNA, 222 nt
Organism: Sphenostylis stenocarpa
Lineage: Eukaryota; Viridiplantae; Streptophyta; Magnoliopsida; Fabales; Fabaceae
Source: the annotation of a GenBank genome assembly
AUGACAGAUAUUCCUGGAGUGAAGCUUGGAAGCCAAGGCCUGGAGGUUUCUAAGUUAGGAUUUGGGUGUAUGGGCCUUAGUGGAGUGUACAAUGAUCCUGUUCCUGAAUAUGUUGGCAUCUCUUUGAUCAAACACGCAUUCAACAAAGGGAUAACUUUCUUUGAUACUUCAGAUGUUUAUGGUGCACAUGCCAAUGAAGUUUUGGUCGGAAAGGUUGACUAA